Glarea lozoyensis ATCC 20868 is the source of this 366-nucleotide messenger RNA. RefSeq lists its product as uncharacterized. Lineage: Eukaryota; Fungi; Ascomycota; Leotiomycetes; Helotiales; Helotiaceae. The record is from RefSeq and is a predicted model, not a curated record. Bases 1 to 366 code for a protein of 121 amino acids. The transcript has a single exon.
AUGCAGCAGAAUGCGUCGAACGCGCGCAAUGGCACGUCAACGAGCGGUGCCAGGUGCCAGGUGCCAGACCUGUACGAGACCGGUGCCAGUCUGCCAGUCUGCCAGAUCGUGGAGGAUCCUCUCGUCCCGGUUCCGGCAGUGGAAGCUACUUCCCCGUCCUGCUGCUGCCAUCGUCGUCGUCUGGAAAGAGGGUGGAAGGUGGUCGGUGGCAGGUGGGAGGCGCAAGGUGGAAGACCAGGUGGAGACUGGCGAGUGCAAAGUGGAAAGAGCGCUGUCGGUCGUGGUGCGCUGCUCAUGCUAAGUGUCUGCAUGCUGCCCGUCCCCGUCCUGCCUGCUGCUGCGAAAGGCCACAGACAGACAGCCUGA